Syngnathus typhle (broad-nosed pipefish) is the source of this 1620-nucleotide messenger RNA. RefSeq names its product adaptor related protein complex 1 subunit mu 2 (gene ap1m2). The record is from RefSeq and is a predicted model, not a curated record. Bases 173 to 1447 code for a protein of 424 amino acids. Lineage: Eukaryota; Metazoa; Chordata; Actinopteri; Syngnathiformes; Syngnathidae. The transcript has 12 exons. Gene Ontology annotation, cellular component: clathrin-coated vesicle; clathrin adaptor complex. Gene Ontology annotation, biological process: vesicle-mediated transport; intracellular protein transport. Gene Ontology annotation, molecular function: clathrin-cargo adaptor activity.
UACGAUGACGUCACGACGCGUUCAGGGGAAGCGUCGUGGUGAGGAUUGCGGAGCACACAAUCAGCGUUGAUGAAUUUCUUUUAUGCGGAUGGUUUUAGAGUUUUAAUUUAUUUAUUGAGAGUUGUGGACUCCGGUUGGAAACUUUAACCUGUUUGGUGCGUGUUCGGCCAGUAUGUCUCUAUCGGCUGUGUUUGUGUUGGACCUCAAGGGGAAGGUGUUGAUAUGUCGUAACUACAAGGGUGAUGUGGACAUGGUGGAGAUAGAACACUUCAUGCCUCUGCUCAUGCAACACGACGAGGAAGGUCUUAUGUGUCCGGUGAUGUCGCACGGCAACGUUCACUUCAUGUGGAUCAAACACAGUAACCUCUACUUGGUGGCCAUGACAAACAAGAACUCUAACGCCUCACUCGUGUACUCCUUCCUCUAUAAACUUGUUGAGGUGUUCACAGAAUAUUUUAAAGAACUGGAGGAGGAGAGCAUUCAGGACAACUUUGUGAUCGUCUAUGAGCUCCUGGAUGAGCUGAUGGACUUUGGAUUUCCUCAGACUACUGACAGCAAAAUCCUUCAGGAGUACAUUACACAGGAAGGGGCAAAACUCGAGGUGGCCAAGUCAAAAGUGCCGACCACGGUCACCAACGCUGUUUCCUGGAGGUCUGAGGGCAUCAAGUACAAGAAGAAUGAAGUCUUUAUUGACGUCAUAGAAUCCAUUAAUGUGUUGGUGAAUGCAAAUGGCGGUGUGAUGAGCAGCGACAUCGUGGGCAGCAUCAAACUAAAGACCAUGCUUUCAGGGAUGCCCGAACUACGACUCGGUCUCAACGACCGAGUGCUCUUCGCGCUCACCGGACGGGACAAGGGCAAGACGGUGGUAAUGGAAGAUGUGAAGUUCCACCAGUGCGUACGUCUGUCACGCUUCGAGAACGACCGCACCAUCUCCUUCAUUCCUCCGGAUGGGGAGUCUGAGCUCAUGUCCUACCGCAUCAAUACCCAUGUGAAACCACUGAUAUGGAUCGAAUCAGUCAUCGAGAAGUUCUCUCACAGCAGAGUGGAAAUCAUGGUGAAGGCAAAGGGACAAUUUAAAAAACAAUCGGUAGCAAACAAUGUGGAGGUGAGGGUUCCCGUCCCCAGUGAUGCCGACUCCCCAAAGUUUAAAACCAGCACGGGCCAUGCCAAAUAUGUACCGGAGAAGAACAUGGUGGUGUGGACCAUCAAAUCUUUCCCAGGAGGCAAAGAGUUCCUAAUGAGGGCUCACUUUGGUCUACCCAGUGUGGAAAAGGAUGAGCUUGAGGGCAAACCUCCCAUUACUGUCAAAUUUGAAAUCCCUUACUUCACAGUUUCUGGAAUACAGGUGCGGUAUAUGAAGAUUAUAGAGAAAAGUGGUUACCAAGCAUUGCCGUGGGUCCGGUACAUUACGCAAAGUGGAGAUUACCAGCUGAGGACAAAUAUCUAAAGUCUGAGGAAAAGGGCAUUUGACAAUCCAUUGAAAUACUCGACUGAGCGACUGCCUUUUCAAUUUCACCUUAACUAUUUGAUGUUUCUGAUCUUGAAUAAUAAGAGGAUUUAUUGUUAUGAAUGUUGAAAGCUUCUUGAAACAAAUAAAGCUUUGUACCAUUUCCCUUGAAA